AUGCCAUCAAAGGCUUCACCCAUCCGAGUAGGCAUUAUUGGCCUAGGGGUUUCAGAGUCCAAACUUGCUCCUGGUAUUUGGGCAGCCAAAUCACACCUCCCCUACCUCCAAGCCUCUCCAGCCUUUCGCAUCACUGCCGUGGCCAAUUCCUCUGCCAAAUCAGCCCAAAUAUCAAUUGAUAAGUAUAACCUUGGAUCUGAUGUCAAAGCCUACGGUAGUCCCUCCGACAUAGCAGCUGACCCCAAUGUGGACUUCAUCGUUGUCUCUGUGAGGGUCGGAACACAUUACGCUCUCACAAAGCCAGCCCUACUAGCGGGGAAAGACGUAUUUGUCGAGUGGCCCCUCGCAGCUACCUUAUCUCAAGCAGAGGAAGUAACUGCACUCGCCAAGGAUAAGGGUGUCAAGACCAUCGUAGGCGUCCAAGCCCGCGCCAGCCCUCUCGUCAUCAAGCUCCGCUCCAUCCUGAAGAACAACGAAAUAGGCACCAUUCUCUCUUCCACUGUCAAUGCCACAUUCUCUGGUCUUCCACACGACAUGUUUCCCAAUGCAGAGUACUACUUGGACCUCAAUUCCGGCGGCAACUCGUUUUACAUCAACUUCGGGCACUUCUUCGACUCUUUCACGCACGUCCUCGGCCCCUUCUCCUCCCCUCUAAACGCGCUCUUCGACCUCAAGUACCCGCGCACGAAAUUAAUGGAUUUCGACACCAUGACCCAGCACGCCGAGCUCGACCGCACGUCUCCAGACCACGUGUUCGUGCAGGGCAAACUGGCCUCUGGUGCACUAGCUAGCAUCGCAUUUCGCACUCUUCCAGCACCUAACAAGGAAGUCGAGGACCACUUUCUGAAAUGGACGAUCACGGGAACCGAGGGCGAGAUUGUGGUGGUUCAGAAGGAAGGACAUUGGCAGAUGCUUGACAGUGAUGGAUUUGUGGUUCAGAUUAGGAAGGGUAAGGGAGAAGUAGAGACUGUGGAUUUGCGGGCGGGGGUGCAGGAUAGUGAGGCUGUGUUGGCGGUUGGAGCGGAGGAGAGGAAUGUAGGCAGGGUUUACGAGGCGUUUUUGAAGGGGGAGACUGGGGAUUUCGCAACUUUUGAACAGGCGUUGGAGAGCCAGAAGCUUUUGGCGAGGACUAGGGAGGCUGCUGGUAAAUAG
Molecule: messenger RNA, 1152 nt
Organism: Lachnellula hyalina
Lineage: Eukaryota; Fungi; Ascomycota; Leotiomycetes; Helotiales; Lachnaceae
Product: Galactose/lactose metabolism regulatory protein
Exons: 2
Coding region: 1-1152 (383 amino acids)
Molecular function (GO): nucleotide binding
Source: RefSeq, a predicted model, not a curated record